This is a messenger RNA of Cuscuta campestris, 3103 nucleotides long. NCBI's taxonomy places the organism in Eukaryota, Viridiplantae, Streptophyta, Magnoliopsida, Solanales, Convolvulaceae. The record is from the annotation of a GenBank genome assembly.
AAAAAAAUUUAAGUCUUACAUUGGAAAAUAACUUUUGUUUUAGUAAGUGCAAAUUUCACUAAUAUCUUAACAUUACUUUUUUCGAGCCUAGUUAUCAUUCUUUUAUUUUCAUGGCAAAAACCAAGAUUUGUUUCUCAAGUCUCAAACAAACCGCCAGCACUGACAUUUUCCACCCGAACUCGACGCUCCUGGCGAAGCUUUUGGAUCAUUGCAUCGCCACCAGGUCACCAUUGGCAGCGCGUGCAGUGCACGGGCGCGUCCUGAAGAGCAACUUCAUCCACGAGGUCUUCAUCAGCAACCGGCUCAUCGAUGCCUAUGGGAAAUGUCGCCGCCUUCCGGACGCCUGCAAGGUGUUCGAUAAAAUGCCUGAAAAGAACACCUUCACUUGGAACUCGAUGAUCAAUGCCCUCGCAGCUUCUGGACUCCUCGAUGAGGCUGAGGAGCUGUUCGAGCUGAUGCUGGAUCGUGAUCAGUGCUCGUGGAACUUGAUGGUUUCGAGCUUUGCCCAGUGUGAAAUGUUUGAUUUGUCUGUGGAAUAUUUUGUGAGGAUGCACAAGGGCGACUUUGUUUUGAAUGGGUACUCGUAUGGUAGUGCACUAAGUGCCACUGCUGGGCUUAGGGACUUGACUGUGGGUGCUCAAAUCCACGCUUCCGUGGUCAAGUCAAGAUACUCGCUUGAUGUUUGCGUGGGCUCCGCACUCAUUGAUAUGUACUCGAAAUGUGGAAAUGUGGAGUGUGCUCAGAAGGUCUUUGAUGAUAUGAGGGAGCCCAAUGUGGUGUCGUGGAAUAGUUUGAUCACUUGUUAUGAACAAAAUGGGCCGGCAAGUAGGGCACUUGAGAUUUUAGUCAUGAUGAUGCACAGUGGGGUUGAACCGGAUGAGAUGACCUUGGCAAGCUCCAUAAGUGCUUGUGCAAGCUUGGCCUUACUCAGAGAAGGCCGUGAAAUGCAUGGCCGAGUUGUCAAGGUUCAUAAGUUUAGAGAUGACCUCAUCAUAAGCAAUGCUUUGGUGGAUUUUUAUGCAAAGUGUGGCAAGAUAAAUGAGGCAAGACGGAUCUUUGAUGAGAUGCCCGUAAGGAGUGUGGUGUCUCAUACCUCAAUGGUAAGUGGUUAUGCAAGGUCUUCAAGUGUGAAGGCGGCUAGAGCAAUGUUUCUUGGGAUGAUGGAAAAGAAUGUGGUGUCUUGGAAUGCCCUCAUAGCUGGAUAUACCCAGAAUGGAGAAAAUGAGGAGGCUUUAAAUCUCUUUCUUUUGUUAAAACGGGAGAGUGUUUGGCCAACGCAUUACACUUUUGGGAACCUCCUAAACGCAUGUUCAAAUCUCUCCGAUCUUAGACUCGGAAGGCAAGCUCAUGCACAUGUUUUGAAACAUGGUUUUUGGUUCCAACAUGGCCCGGAGCCCGAUGUUUUUGUUGGGAAUGCUUUGAUAGACAUGUAUAUGAAAUGUGGAUCGGCUGAAGACGGCAGACGUGUUUUUGAAAACAUGAUCGAAAGAGAUUGGGUUUCGUGGAAUACAACAAUAGUGGGGUUUGCACAAAACGGGAAAGCAAUUGAAGCUCUUGAGAUCUUCAAUGAUAUGUUGAUGUUGGGAGAGAAACCAGAUCAUGUCACAUUUAUCGGCGUUCUUUGCGCGUGCAGCCACGCGGGACUUGUUGAAGAGGGUCGUCGUUAUUUUUAUUCUAUGGGAUGGAAGUAUGAAUUGGAACCUCUGAAAGACCACUACACAUGCAUGGUCGAUUUACUUGGUAGGGCCGGUUGUCUAGACGAAGCAAGGAGUUUGAUAGAAUCAAUGCCAAUGUCUCCAGACGGUGUUGUGUGGGGAUGUUUGCUCUCUGCUUGUAAAACCCACGGGGACGUAGAGUUGGGUAUGCACGUAGCUGAGAAGCUUCUGGAGAUUGAGCCUGAAAACUCAGGUCCCUAUGUCCUUUUAUCAAACAUGUAUGCAGAGAGAGGGCACUGGAAAGACGUUACAAGAGUACGUAAACUGAUGAGAGAGCGUGGGGUUGUUAAGCAGCCUGGUUGCAGUUGGACUGAGAUACAAAGUCAGGUUCAUGUUUUUAUGGUUAAAGAUGGAAAGCACCCACGGAAGGAGGAGAUAUAUCUGUCGUUGAAGACUCUCACCAAAUUGAUGAGGCUGUUUGAGCUUGAGCCUGAUUUGGAAUGAUACGGUUUCCAUUCUUUUGGGUUCAUGCACAGAGUUUCAGUCAAGAUGAGAACACUGCUCAUGAUUAGUUUGCAGAGAUUUAUCGGCAGAAUUGUCUAAGAAUCCUGGCCGAGUAACUUGUAGCCCCCAUCUCAAUAACUCAGUUAAAGUCUCACAAGGGGGUGUAUGCUACACUGACCUUACCCCUACCUUUUCAAGGUAGGAAGGGUAUUUCUAGAAGACUCUGGCUCAGGCACAAAAGACAAAGACAAAGGUUUGAAUGAAGAGGAGAAAAGGAAGAUUAGAGCAUGUAGAGCAUCACCAGGCAAAUAUCUAAUUACAUCUAACUAAUGUAAUUAGACCCGAGUUCUAUUCCUGGACAGCACUGAAAGGAUGCAAACGGGAAGGCCUUUCUAUAUCUACUCAAACACUUGAAGAAGUUCUGCCAAUAAACAAAAACAGUAAAAGCAAGGACCAUGGACUUCAAUUUUCAGCCUCUGCAAGUCACUUCAAUGGCCAAUGCCCACAAUUGAUGCAUCCAACACUAAAUCAAAGUCUCCGAUUAUAUUUGGCCAAGGCUCUGAAAGGAGGACAUGGUGUAACAGUUUCCUAUCCUGAAUUGCAUUGUCGACUCCAAACAUCAGAAUGUUCGAACUCGGCAAAAAACAACCUGAUAAGAAGAGGGAUUUCGCUGCUCUAGCUAUGCUUUGUGAAGUUGAACAACAAUGGAAAGAUCAUCGUUUGUAAAGAGCAAUCAAAUCUCAGGUUUUGAACCAAAACAUUACAUUUCUGACAGGGAAACUAAGUUGGUUUUGGAUUUAAACGUCUGUAAACUAAGUGUGCUCAUCUUGCAGUAUUAUGUACAGAUGGAAAAUGCUAAAGUCACCCCAACUCUCAACCCACCUUUCACUCCAACCGUCUCACGGAUAUCCACGGACAUUGAACAAUAAGGGGUGUUUAUAUAU